Messenger RNA from Portunus trituberculatus (swimming crab), 4970 nucleotides. Its product is annotated as serine-rich adhesin for platelets-like. Bases 2 to 3667 code for a protein of 1221 amino acids. The record is from RefSeq and is a predicted model, not a curated record. The transcript has 5 exons. Lineage: Eukaryota; Metazoa; Arthropoda; Malacostraca; Decapoda; Portunidae.
AAUGAUAGAAAAUAGUGAAAUAGAAAAAGAAAGGGAGAUGGAGAAAAAAGUCAAGAAAACAACACAAAAAGAAAAGAAAAAGAGCCCGGAAAUAACAACACUGAAGACGCAGCAAGAAGAAACAACAAAGGAGGAGAAGAAAGAAGUCACAAAAGAAGAGGGAAAUAAAAAGGCGACGGAGGUAGAGACGGCAGAGGAGGAAGAAAAGAAGACGAAGAAAAGACACCAGCCAGUGAGUACUAGGAAGAAGGAAGGAAUGAAGGAUGAAAGAACUCAAGGACAUCUCUAUUUAAAGAAGAAGCGCAAAUUCAACCCUUGGAAGGAGUACUAUUUCGUGCUGGACGGUCUACUGCUCACCUACUACCGCUCGCAGCACGAUUAUGAGCGACUGAGCUGCAUGAAAGGAUCCCUAGAUAUGUCCCUGGUGGAGGAGGUGCACGCCAAGAAGCCAGGGAUAAUGAGGAUCCACCACCCCUUCUGUCUCGUUCGCAGGAACCUUCGGUCUAUUAAGCUGGCGGCGGAGACCAAGCAAGAACAGGAGCGGUGGAUGGAGGUGUUGAAGACUGCAAUCGGACCACGGAGACUCUCUUGCUACAGCUCGGACAGAACUCUAAACUCUGGCACAUCACCGACAACAUACUCGGCGAGAUCUGCAACACUUCCGAGUCGCGUCAAGGACGUAAGCACUUAUUCCUCUUCGAUUACUGAAGAAGAGGACGAUGAAGAGAAGAAAGCGAAGGAGAAAGAGGAGGAUGAGGAGAAGGAGGAGACUGAACUUAUCAAACCUAAAAAGAUUCCGAGGGUGCCCAUUGGAAUGCCUAUUUUUAAGCCAAACCUAGAUCAAGUGAAACUAAAAAAUGUGGAGAAGAAAGUAAAGAGUGAGGACGCCGAAGAAGGCAAGGCCGCAAACGUUUCAUCACCCAACUCUCCACAUGCAAGUCCCAGACAAGAGCAUCUCCUAAGAGAAGCCUUGGUUUCGGGGGUGUUCGGCGUAGUGCUUAAGAAGGCUAAGAACAAAGAGGAGGAAGAGGAGGAAGCGGAAAAGCAAGAGGAGGAAAAAGAAUCAUCUAAGGAGGCAGGUAGUGGACAUGAUGGGCCGGCGUCUCCAGGACACGCCACCAGUAGCAACAGGAGGCCUUUGAAGCAACCUGUGAUACCCCUCAACAAUAAGAAGCUUCUUGUUUUACCAGAAGUAAAGGAAUCAAAGUCUCCCAGAGUAUCGCCGGCAACACAGAAGCGAAGCACCGUAGACAGAAGGAAGUCCCCGUCACCCAGCCUUCCCAUCUCCAAGAGUGUGCAGGCCCUCACUAAAUCCGCUGAGGAGGUGAGGCCGACACAGAUGGAUACAAUAUCCUCUGCUGACACAACCACCACUAUGGAGUGGAAGAGUAAGGACGGGGAAGUUAAGGUAUGUCACGCCUACACCAGUGAGGUGAAGUACAGUGACGAGGUGGAUCUCUUGGACAUGGAGGAAGUGACAGAGAAACUGAUCAAGGAGAGAAAUAAGGGAGAUGAUGAAGGAGUAAGGGAGAAGGAUGAAACAUCGGAAAAUGAAUAUAAAGUGGUGAAUGAAGUUAGAAAAAAUGAAACAUCAGGAAAUGAAUAUACAGAGAUGAAUGAAGUUGAAAAACAGAAGCAGGAGGAAGAGGAGGGUGCGAAGACCCUUCUCGACACGGAUGUCAAAGUUGUCAAGAAUGAGAAGGAAGAUGAGGAAGAGAACAAAGAAAUGGUUGUUGCUACCUUCAAGGAAGAGGCGUUAAAUGAGAACACGUUUAGUGAAGAAUUUCUUGAUAGCUACAACACAGACAGUCACCAGGUACUGAGUAAAGAGAACCACAAAGAUGAAGAUUCAUCAACAGAGCACAAAAGUAGAGCGCCUGAAUUGUGUCAUUCUGAUACACUUCCUGAGUCCUCCAGUAUCGCCACUCUCGUCACACCCCCUGCAUCUCCAGCCUCCAGCAUGACUUCCACAAAUUCAGAACCGGGUCCUAAGUCUGCCUUAUCGUCUACAGUCUCUUCCGAAUUCUUGCCUCCUGAGUCUGAUCCUUUUUCACCUAAGGAAACUCCUCCCUCAUCAGGCAAUAGAAGGGACGUGGAAGAAAAGGUGCAUUCUACCACACAGGAAAACAAACAAAUGGCCACUGAAAAACAUGAGGAGUUUGAGACGGUGGCCUGCGACGGCCCACGUGACCGUUCUAACACUAACGAGAGUACUGCCUCCUCCUGCAUUGAGGGAGGUGAAAAGAAACCUGGUAAAUUUAAGCUUUUAAAGAACAAGCUGAAAGGUGGCUCGACGAAAGAAAAGAAAGAAGAAUCUGCCGUCCAGAGGGAGCCCAAGGAGAAGAAACGGAGAGGAAGUAGCACCUUCUCCAGUUUCUUGCAGGGGAAGAAGUCGAAAGAAAGCAGUAAGAAGGAGGAAGAGCUUCAAACAUCCCAGGUCGAGGACAUGAAUGGAUCACAAAUUGUGUCUCCUGACGAAGUGACUCCUCCGUCUGAGUCACUCGUACCUGCUAAGGCGUUGCCUGUAAUAGUAGUGCCUUCGGUGGAUGUUCAGGUGAUACCCCCUUCUGCACCUCAGCCUUAUGAAGAAGAGCCGCAGGACAAGCAAGAUGCCCUCCUUUCUGGCCUUGGAAGUGCCUGUGAUAGGAUGGUGUCCCUAAGGACGACGGUAACGUAUAGCGAAGCGAGGAGCAGCGUCCACAGCCGCACCUCCAUCGGGUCACGUGAUGAUCCGCCACCCUCCAUCCCCGAGAAGACGUACAUGCGUGCCCCAUCGCCCAACCAUGACGUGCCCAAGAACAACAGACCCGUAACUAAUCUGCAGCUCAUGGGCGCUGAGGGAGAAUGCGAUGACGAGGACGAGAGCAACCAUCGGGUGGAUGGCAUUAUUACAGAGCAACAGAUCGAGGCUCUACUUCACGCGAAGGAGAAUCAAUAUAAAAGAAAACGGUCCCUGAGUCGAAACCAACCGUUUGCUAAGCCAGAUGUAUUGAAGGACACGUCGCUUACCUCCUUGUCCAGCGAUGAAUGGACCACCAAGCGACCCUCGUACAUCUCCUGCAGCAGCAUUGAUAGUGAUGAGUCACUGCUCACCACCAACUUCCUGAGCUUUGAACAACAAUCGAGCAGCUCCAGUAGCAUCAAGGGCCUUAAUAAGGCUGAAGCAAGUUCUUCAUGUUCCCUUUCUGAAAGUGGGGACUUGCAUAGCCCUGAUGUAGAUGGGCCUGCUGAUCCCUUGCAGAGGGCUCCGCGAGCUACUGAUGGAAUUGCAACCAAGACUCGUAUUAGUCUGACCUCCCCGGAAUUCACUGUGGAGGAGGAGGAUUUAUCUAGCUCCCCAGAGACACCCAAUGUGAAACAAACACAUGACAUUAAUGUUGAAGAAGAUGCUAACAAGGAGCAACAUGGCGGCAGCGAUGAUGAGUCUGAGGCUGAGGCCGAGUGCAAAGACUUCUUCCCAGUGGUUGGUGGCGAUGUGCAAUUGCGACAGUCAACACCUCUAGAUCUCCCAACAGGCAACCUGAGAACAUCAGGCAUUGUGAGUCUGAAAGAGUAUUUGGAAGCCCAUGAAGAGAAAGAAGACUUCCAGGAUGUUAAGUCAGGCAUCAGCCGCCUAGGACACAGCGCUGCCGUUGAGAAACUCAAACAAACCACAAAUGAACAAUGAUAUUCCGCAUUGUAAUGUACAGUCAAGAUAGCCCCACUGUGUGCUCUGAAGACACACGGUUCGUCCUGUAGGACUUCCCUCUAAUUUCCUUUAUUCUGAUUAAUAUAGCUGUAUAAUGUGUAUCAACAGAGUUUGGACACCUCCCGUCAACAUGUGAAGGCAUGACCGAUGGACUCAUGAAAUCUUUACAAAAUUUAACAUACUUUUGAAACUCAGAAAAUGUUCAUAAAGAGGGAACGCUAUAGACGUGCCCAAGAGACGUGAAACAUCACUUGCUGCAUUCAAUAAUUGAUGGGUACUGGACAUAAAGAGGAUACCAGAUACAUUGGGACAAAGGACAGGAUUUUUGUAACAUUACAGACAUAAGAGUAUAUCACGGAGAUGAUUCAGGAGAACACUGGGCAGACUUUGUAGGACAUUACCAUCUACUAGAAAGAAACUGAACAUACUUAGGAGUAAUGUUUGUUUACUUAAUUAAAAUAGGGCAAUACUUGCCCACUUAGAGGACAGUGAACAUAUGUAUAGAGCAAUGCUCUGUUACUUAAAUGACACAGGAUAUGAUUUAAGGCAAUGUUCGCCCAAUUAAAAGACAGUGGACACAAUUCAUGGUAAUGUUUACCUACUUAAAAGAUACUGGACAUAAUUUAGGAAAAUCUUCACCCACUUAAUUAAAGAACACAGGGCAUAAUUCACGGUAAUAUUCACUCAUUUAGAGGACACUGGACAUAAUUUAGGGCAAUAUUCACUUGUUUAAAGGAAAAGAGGCAUGUUUAACUCUGUGUUUUCAUAUUGGAGAGGUACUGGACAUUUUGGACAUAGUUGAGAGCCAUGCUUAUUUAGUACAAGAUACAGGAACAUGCUAAGUCAUAUCAGAAUCUAGACCUAAUGAAAUAAGAUGUUUAUUUACCUUUGGAACACCAGAACUCACUUAACGAACUUUUUUUUUUUAUGUAAGAGAGGAAAGCCGGCCAAGGGCAAUAAAAAAUGUAACAAAAAAAGGCCUACUUAGCUGCCAGCCCCCUUACAGGCCUGAUAGAGAUAUCCCAAAAAACAGAGGUAUGAAAUGAUAAUACAUUUAUUUACUUUUGAAACACUAGAUUUCGUUUAGUGGAUAUGGUACCUGACUACAGAGAUGUUGGACACACCGCAAGCGACAGUAUUGAUGAAUACUAAAGCAGUCGAACGCAUACUCUCAUCUCAGUGAUUUAUUUAUUUAUUUUUUUUAUUUGUAUAUUUAGUAGUUGUUUUUAAUUUUCUUUCUCUUGUACUAAGUUAUGUACGAAAUAUAUUGCUGAUCAGCCUA